This is a messenger RNA of Selaginella moellendorffii, 2752 nucleotides long. RefSeq names its product probable inactive leucine-rich repeat receptor-like protein kinase At3g03770. Gene Ontology annotation, molecular function: protein binding; ATP binding; protein kinase activity. The record is from RefSeq and is a predicted model, not a curated record. The coding region runs from base 203 to 2680 and encodes 825 amino acids. Gene Ontology annotation, biological process: protein phosphorylation. The transcript has 6 exons. Lineage: Eukaryota; Viridiplantae; Streptophyta; Lycopodiopsida; Selaginellales; Selaginellaceae.
UGGAGGGUCUCUGUGAGAGCCAGGCGGUGUGACGCUGAUAGGAGUGAGCUCGCAUUGGUGUUCUAGCGAUAGUUCUACCGAUUCUAGCGAUGAUUCUCUAGAAUGGAGGCGGAGCUCUCGUGAGGAGCGAUUGAUUUCUCGAUCGCCGCGGGGACAAUGCAGGUACUCUCGAUUCCAGCGCGAGCGUCCUCCUAAGAUCCAGAUGGGUCCUUCGAUUCCUGGAUCCAUUGGAGCAGUCGUAGCGCUGCUGCUCGUCCUAGCAGUGGAAGGAUCAUCGCUGCCGCCAUCGCAAGUCCACAGUGUUCUUCGCCUCCAGCGGCUGCUGGGCUACCCAUCCGCGCUCGCCCACAUCGAUUCCAACGCUACCCAGGGCCUGGAUUUGUGUGGGAUUCCUCCAUCGCCGGUGUUUAAUCUCUCCUGCAACUCCAGCGCUGGUUCCUUCUCCUCCACCAUCGUCUCCAUCCAGAUCUUGGGCAAUGCCACGAGCCUCUCGCGGGAUUUCUCCAUGGAGACGCUGGGGAAUCUCCUCUCGGCGCUGCCCGAGCUCGAGAUCCUGGGCCUCGUCCACCUCGGCCUCUGGGGAUCCAUCCCGCCCAAGCUCGACCAUCUCCAAUCCCUCCGGGUGCUCGAUCUCAGCGAGAAUUCCAUCUCCGGCGCCCUGCCCGACCGCCUCCGCGCGCUCUCGCGCCUCGAGAUCCUCCAGCUCAAGGACAAUCGCUUGAAUGGCACGCUGCCCGGAUGGAUCGGCGAGCUGCGCAGCCUCCGCGAGCUCGACCUCUCCAACAAUGCGAUCACUGGCAAGCUGCCCAAGUCGCUCUUCUCGUCGCGGAGGAAUCGCCUCGAGAGAUUGGUGGUCUCGCACAACGAUUUCUCGGGCAAUCUCCCGGAUUGGAGCUCCGACAGCCUCCUCGUCUACUUCAAUGCUGGGGCGAAUCACAUCGGCCCCGCCUUCCCCAAGUUCGGCUAUGGGGGCCUCUUACAGUCCCUCCUCCUCGGGCAAAACGAUAUCACCGGCGGCAUACCGCGCGACGCCGCCGCGCGGCUCGGCGGUGUACGGACGAUGGACCUGUCGUACAACGAGCUCCACGGCAUGCCGCCGGCGGCACUCUUCCGGCUGGGCCACAUUGAGACGCUGGCGCUCAAUGGCAACCAGUUCUUGGGGGUUUUGCCCUACAACCUCUCCCUCUCCCCCAGCUUGGCGUUGCUCGAUCUCUCCUCGAAUUUCUUCACGGGGCGCGUGCCGGCGAGCUUCCUGGGCAGCGGCGGAUCGGUCGUGGUCAGGUUUGGGAAGAAUUGCUUCGCGACGCGUGUGCAGCAGCAGUACACGCGAUCGCACUGCGAUGCCGCGGCGAGGAAGAGGGCGGCGGCGUCGGCGGCGGGGGCCAGCACGCCGGAUUCUCACGACCUGGCGAUCAUCGCUGGGAUUGUGGGAGGUGGGAUUGCGCUGGUUGGGGCGGUGGCGGUGUUCUUGUGUGUUCUACUUCGAUGCUUGAGGCAGCAGAAGGAUGACAAGCCCGUCCAGUAUGCCGCUUCUUCGUGCGCGGACACGGCGUCCAUUGGCGUCCCCUCGGAUCUUCUCUCCAAUGCAAGAUAUCUGUCACAGUCUAUACGUUUGGGUGUCCACUCCACUUCUCACAACCGAGUCUUUUCAGUUCCCGAGCUCGAGGAAGCCACUGCCAACUUUAGUCUGGAGAAUCUCAUCGGCGAAGGCCAGCACGGGAAAGUUUUCAAAGGCAAGCUCCAUGACGGGACCGUGGCUGCCGUCAAGUGCCUCACGCUGGAUUCCAGACAAGACAUGAGGCAACUCAAGAUCCACGUUGAGCUGCUCGUCAAGAUCCGCCACAGGCAUUUGGUGGGGUACAUUGGCUACAGCUUGGACAACGUGAUCGACGGAGCGACGCAGUGCCGAAAGCUCUAUCUUGUCUCCGAGUACAUCGACAAUGGAACUCUCCGUAACCAUCUCUCAAAGGCGGAGGGUCGGGAGGUUUUGAGCUGGUCACAGAGAUUAGCUGCUGCGAUCGGUGCUGGGAGAGGAAUUCAGUAUCUUCACACUGGUGUUGUUCCUGGGAUUUUUAACAACGACGUGAACAUUACCAACGUUCUCAUGGAUCAAAACUGCGUAGCGAAGUUCACGGACUUCGGUAUAGGGAAGCAUGCACGUACUUCAUGCGAUUUCGAUGCGAAGGUCUACGUCCAGAAAACUCCGGCUCACAUAGACUUGGAUCACCAUCGCAGAAAGCUCGCAUCCGAUAAAACCGAUGUCUACAACUUUGGCUUCAUCCUGCUUGAGAUCCUCCUCGGAAAGCCGCCGACAAUCGAAGACUCCAAGUCGUCUGUCCAUCCAAAAGUCCGAGAACUGGAAAUGCUUCAAACCGAGCACGUCCCGCGGUACGAAGUCGUGGACCCAGCGAUCAUCGGCAACUGCGUAGCUGAAUCUCUCACGACGGUGCUGGAAAUCGCCGCUAAGUGCCUCUCGGAGGAACCAUCGAGCAGGCCAUCCAUGGAAGACGUGCUCUGGAACCUCCAAUACGCUGCCCAAGUCCAGGAUAGAGUGAGUGGAGAGUGCUCGGAGGAGCUUCCGUACGUCUCUCCACCGAGAUCUCGGUUUAACCGGCAAGCCAUCCGUACGUCCGGGAUCACCAACAGAAAGAACGAGUCAGGACCAGAGUUCCUGAGAUAACUUAUAAGUAUAUACUCGUAAACUGCGAGGUAUAUUCUGGUAGUAGAAUACACGGCUAGCAUAUUCCUAGGA